This is a messenger RNA of Physella acuta, 1651 nucleotides long. Its product is annotated as tripartite motif-containing protein 3. Gene Ontology annotation, molecular function: zinc ion binding. NCBI's taxonomy places the organism in Eukaryota, Metazoa, Mollusca, Gastropoda, Physidae. The record is from RefSeq and is a predicted model, not a curated record.
CUGACAAAUCCUUCUGUGUACAACAUUGGAAUAAAGCAAAACAACGUUACUAAAUAUCUUGGAGGAUUCGAACCCACGUAGUUCAUGCCUUGAUAUAGUUGGAUGGGAUGUCAUGUUAUAAUCACGGCUUUUGGCGUCUUUUUAGUGUGGCAGGCAGGAGGAGGAUCUUGCACGUAAGGGAGAUUGGCCAUCCAGAAGAAAAUAUCCUCUACACACGUCGCACUAUCCAAGAUUCGAUUUCUCAAAACGAUUCGAUUAACUCAAACGUAGAAUACCUUGAUGACAGAAACAGCAUCGAUACCAGUGGUAUAAAUCAAUCAGAGAUCGGGAUCAAUACCGAGCAACAAUCAAACACCGCUGAAUCGAACCAGAGAAUCGAUUCUUCAGAGGCUGGGAUCGAAACCUCAGAUUCUUCUGAUCAUAACCAAAACCUACAGCCAACCACAGUCACCACACUGACCACUCGAGGGCCAGACAGGGGCGACAACCAAGGGGAAAACAUGGGUGAAAAUAUUUGUCUGGAGGAGAAGCUACGACAGUUUCAGAACGACAACAAAAAAGAUGAGAAAGAAGACACACGAGGGACCUACAACUCCUCUCACAUAUCCGACCUCGAGAAACAGAGGCGGAGGAAUCUCAUCUUCGACGAGGAGCGGUUCGAGGAGACGUUCCUCAAGUGCCUGAUCUGCCGGGAGGUCUACAACGAGUACGACAAACUCCCCAAGAUGCUCCACUGCCACCACACCUUCUGCAUGGACUGCCUGUUCCAGAUGUACCGGGUGGAGGGCGAGUUCCGGCAGUCGCUGACCGGCGUCUUCCGAGACCGGCCCAUGACGGUCAAGAUCCAAUGCCCGACGUGUAGAGAGGGCGUCUUGAUCUCCGAGACGGAGCUCCGCCGUCUGCCCAACGACCACACCAUCAUGGAACUGCUUUGUUUCGUCAGCCAAACCGGCAAGCAGGAGGUGCAGUACUGCACCAAACACCAGAUGCAGCCGUUGAACUUUUUCUGCGAGCCGUGCGUCAUGCCCGUCUGCUGCGACUGUACGGUCAUCGACCACAAAGAGUCCAAAGGUCACGUGGUGGUCAACGUGGACGAGGCUAUGGAGAAGUACACGCCCAUUGUUGAAGAAACUCUCGAAGACAUCAACUCAGAAAAGGCAGACCUGGCCAUGAAGCGGGAUUCUCUUGACGGGGCCCAGAACGACUUGGAUGAAAUACAAAAAGACUUGACCAACCAAAUCCGAUCCGUCUUCGACAGCAUCCGUCAGCAACUGGACGACCGCGAGAGAGAACUCUACGACAUAGCGGACUCGGAGAUCGAGAGGAAACGAUGCGUGCUGGACAGCCACAUGAAGGUCGUGGUGGACAGAGAGAACCAGCUGGACGCCGUGUACACGGAGCUGGAGAGGGCUAAAACUGACCGGGACAUUAGUUUAAUCUUCACCGGACACAAGACUGCCCGGGACGCCCUGGCCAAGACUGUAGAGAUCCCUCUCAACACAACCAAAGGGUUUUCAGUGACGUUUCAGUUCAGCAGUCGGGCUGACUCCAGCAUCAAACAACAGGUGGGGAAUUUGGGGGAUAUUAUAUUCCAUUCUUAGGCACUAGUUCACGGGACAUUUUCUUUCAUAUAAUACUUUGUUUCAUUUUC